Messenger RNA from Octopus sinensis (East Asian common octopus), 1100 nucleotides. RefSeq names its product cilia- and flagella-associated protein 20. Bases 404 to 982 code for a protein of 192 amino acids. The record is from RefSeq and is a predicted model, not a curated record. Lineage: Eukaryota; Metazoa; Mollusca; Cephalopoda; Octopoda; Octopodidae. Gene Ontology annotation, biological process: positive regulation of cell motility; regulation of cilium beat frequency involved in ciliary motility; cilium assembly. The transcript has 5 exons. Gene Ontology annotation, cellular component: ciliary basal body; motile cilium.
GCGACAACUUACGAAAAUAUAAUCCGUUACAUUGACUUCCCUUUCCAUAUCGUAGGCUCUGCUGAUUAACUUUUAAUUUUACUCGUCUAUAUAUACGCAUAUGUGUUGACAACAUCCAUGUUCUAUUAAAAUUAUAAGUCGCUACUUAAUGAGGGAAGACGAGAAGGAGAAAGAGUGGGGGAGGUCUAUUCAUUUCCCUUCGAAGCGAACGCGGAGAAAGUUCCUUAGCAACAAAGUUUGUGCUUGGUCGGAAAUAACAAGAGUGACAUGUUUAUUUAGGAACUAAACUUUAACUUCUCAAGUGUGCUUAGCCUUUUUUAAAAUAAAUUACUAAUAUAUAUAUAUAUAUUUAUAUAUUCGGAUUCUGUGCGUUGGCCAAUUGCCCGUAUAUUUAUAUUUCACAAUGUUUAAAAAUACCUUCCAGAGUGGGUUUUUGUCGAUAUUAUACAGUGUUGGCAGUAAACCGCUUCAGAUAUGGGACAAAAAGGUUCGUAAUGGUCACAUCAAACGAAUCACAGACAAUGAUAUCCAAUCAUUGGUUCUGGAAAUAGUUGGCACAAAUGUCAGUACCACAUACAUUACAUGUCCUGCUGAUCCAAAGAAAACUCUUGGCAUCAAACUACCCUUUUUGGUGAUGAUAAUUAAAAAUCUCAAAAAAUAUUUCACAUUUGAAGUACAGGUUUUAGAUGACAAAAGUGUCCGGCGUCGAUUCCGAGCCAGCAACUACCAGAGUACCACCCGUGUAAAACCUUUCAUUUGCACUAUGCCGAUGCGUCUUGAUGACAGCUGGAAUCAGAUACAGUUUAACCUCUCUGACUUUACACGACGAGCCUAUGGAACAAAUUACAUUGAGACAAUCAGAGUACAGAUUCAUGCCAACUGUCGUAUUCGGCGAGUAUAUUUCUCCGAUCGCUUAUAUUCUGAAGACGAGCUGCCUGGAGAAUUCAAACUAUAUAUUCCACAAAGCAAGAUCAAAGCUUGAGUGAUUUUUAACAAUUAAAACAGAAAAAAAAAAAACUAAUAAAAAGAAUAUAAAAAAUAAAAAAAAAGAAUUAAAAGCAAUAAACUUUGUAAAUAUCUUAGACUUUACAUUGAAAAUA